GCCGCUGUGGCGGCGACAGGGGCGGGAGCAUGGGCCAGCCCUGUGGGAGCACAGGGCCCCAGCGGAUGCAUCCCACGGCCCAGUGAGGGAGCAGCCCAGCGGCUUGGCCCAGAGCCAGCCACACCAAACCCAAGGAGAACCAGGCCAAGGUGCCUGAGAUGCCACCACAGCCGAAGAAGCGCUGGGAGUCCAUGGCCAAGGGGCUGGUGCUGGGUGCCCUCUUCACCAGCUUUCUGCUACUGCUCUAUUCCUAUGCUGUGCCCCCGCUGCAUGCCAGCCCAGCCUCCAUCAGGACCCCAGAGGACACUGCGCCCUGCUCCCCCAUCCCUACUGAGUCAGAGCUGGUGACCCCCACCAACGGCUCGGCAGGAGGGUGCCAGCCCCAGAGGGACAUCGUGUUCAUGAAGACGCACAAGACAGCCAGCAGCACUCUGCUCAACAUCCUGUUCCGCUUCGGCCAGAAGCACAGGCUCAAAUUUGCCUUACCCAGUGGCCGCAACGACUUCGACUACCCGGCCUUCUUCGCGCGCAGCCUGGUGCAGGAUUACCAGCCUGGGGCCUGCUUCAACAUCAUCUGCAACCACAUGCGCUUCCACUACCAGGAGGUGCGCGGGCUGGUGCGGCCCAACGCCACCUUCAUCACGGUGCUGCGCGACCCCGCCCGACUCUUUGAGUCCUCCUUCCACUACUUUGGGUCCCUGGUGCCCUUCACGUGGAAGCUGUCAAGCCAGGACAAGCUGGCCGAAUUCCUGCAGGACCCGGGUCGAUACUAUGACCCCAACGGCUACAACGCCCACUACCUCCGCAACCUGCUCUUCUUCGACCUGGGCUACGACAGCGGUCUGGACCCCAGCAGCCCGCAGGUGGAGGAGCACAUCCUGGAGGUGGAGCGUCGCUUUCACCUGGUGCUCCUCCAGGAGUACUUUGACGAGUCCCUGGUGCUGCUCAAGGACCUGCUCUGCUGGGAGCUGGAGGACGUGCUGUACUUUAAGCUCAAUGCGCGACGCGACUCCCCGGUGCCGCGGCUGUCCGGGGAGCUGUACCGCCGCGCCACUGCCUGGAACAUGCUGGAUGCACGCCUCUACCGCCACUUCAACGCCAGCUUCUGGCACAAAGUAGAGGCCUUCGGGCACGAGCGCAUGGCCCGUGAGGUGGCCGCCCUGCGCAGGGCCAACGAGCGCAUGCGGCGCAUCUGCAUAGACGGCGGGCAGGCGGUGGAUGCGGCUGCCAUCCAGGACUCGGCCAUGCAGCCCUGGCAGCCGCUGGGUGCCAAGUCCAUCCUGGGCUACAACCUCAAGAAGAGCAUCGGCCGGCGGCACGAACAGCUGUGCCGGCGCAUGCUCACCCCCGAGAUCCAGUACCUGAUGGACCUGGGGGCCAACAUCUGGGUCACCAAGCUCUGGAAGCUCAUUAGGGACUUUCUGCGGUGGUGACACCUGUCCUAGCACUGGCUCCCCAAGCCCACCUGGUGCCACCCUGCACCCCAGGGUGAGGUGGGGUUUCCAUGGGGACAUAGCAGGCCAGGAAUGGGCUCACAGUGCUCAGAGAGGGCCCAGAUGUCAGUAUUUGAGUAAUUAUAGUAUUUUUUUUUAUUAAGCCCCCUGCCCUAUGUUUCCUGCUUCCCUUUGCGGAGCAGACUUCAGAAGUAAAGGAG
Messenger RNA from Octodon degus (degu), 1654 nucleotides. It is a transcript of the gene Gal3st1, whose product is annotated as galactose-3-O-sulfotransferase 1. Bases 159 to 1433 code for a protein of 424 amino acids. The transcript is spliced from 3 exons. Gene Ontology annotation, molecular function: galactosylceramide sulfotransferase activity. Gene Ontology annotation, biological process: galactosylceramide biosynthetic process; myelination. The record is from RefSeq and is a predicted model, not a curated record. Gene Ontology annotation, cellular component: membrane. NCBI's taxonomy places the organism in Eukaryota, Metazoa, Chordata, Mammalia, Rodentia, Octodontidae.